Marmota flaviventris (yellow-bellied marmot) is the source of this 1053-nucleotide messenger RNA. NCBI's taxonomy places the organism in Eukaryota, Metazoa, Chordata, Mammalia, Rodentia, Sciuridae. The record is from RefSeq and is a predicted model, not a curated record.
AUGGGGCAGGCGCUGCUGGGUGCUGCGCUGCUGUUUGUGGGGGGCGCUCUCCUUUCCUCCGAGCACCCCUCGCUCCCCGGGAGGAACGGGCUCGGCCCCUCGCAGGGACAGGCCGCUGGUCCUGGGUGGGCCAGGGUGGCGCGCUGGCAGCAGUUGGACGAGGCCCAGAAGGAAGAGCCGGCAGCAAAGGGCAAUUGUGGAACAGCACCGCUUAGGGAUAUGUUGCAAGGGUCUCGGAUUGUAGGGGGCUCAGAUGCUCAAGAUGGUGCAUGGCCAUGGAUAGUUAGUCUACAGAUUCGAUAUGGCCGUUUUCUUGCUCAUAUAUGUGCAGGAAGCCUAGUGAAAGACAGGUGGGUUCUCACAGCUGCCCACUGCACUAGAGACGCUAGAGAUCCUUUACAGUGGAGAGCUGUGAUGGGAACCAAUAUAGUAAAUAUGAGUCAAGCAUACACCAAGAGGAUAAAAGUUAAAGCAAUCAGUAUUCAUCCAGACUUCAUUAUGGAAACUUACGAAAAUGAUAUUGCACUUUUUUAUUUAAAAAAACCUGUGAUGUUUAAUGACUAUAUACAGCCUAUUUGUCUACCUUUUGAUGUUUUCCAAAACCUGGACGAAAACACAAAGUGUUUUAUAAGUGGCUGGGGAAGAACAAAAGAAGAAGGUAAUGGUACAAAUACUUUACAGGAAGCAGAAGUACAUUAUAUUUCUCGAACAAUUUGUAAUUCUGAGUGGAGUUAUCGGGGAGUAAUUCCUAACACUUCAUUUUGUGCAGGUGAUGAAAAUGGAAGCUUUGAUACAUGCAGGGGUGACAGUGGUGGACCAUUAAUGUGCUACUUACCGGAACAUAAACAAUUUUUUGUGAUGGGAAUUACCAGUUAUGGACAUGGCUGUGGUCGAAAACAUUUUCCCGGUGUCUACAGUGGACCAUCCUUCUUCCAAAAGUGGCUAACAGAUCAUUUCUCCCAGGGAAGCACUAAAUGCAUAUUUGAUGUACAUAUUUUAAUUGGAGAGAUCCUCAUAGCUUUAGGUUCUAGCAUCUUACUAGCAACAAUAUAA